AUGAAAAGAAUCGGCUUGCUCAGUCCGGAAUCAGAAAGGAAAAGACACCAUGCCAGAAAGCCAUUGGAAGUCGUCAGUGAUGAUCAGUUGAACAGAGCAAUCACUGGGCUGGCAUCGCCGCCAGUGACCCCUGAAAAAGGAAAUGGAGUCCACGUGAGCCAAUCAGAAUUGGGAAAGGCCAAGAGACGUCUCGACUUUACUAUAGCUGAGGGGACUGUCGAGAGGAAUACAACUGGCUCGGUGUACUCCCUGGGAAAGUCGCUUUUCCUCAGGGGCUCUGAAUGUGACAAGAUGGACGAUCAAAAAACACUCGUUUCAAGGCAACAGGAGUGUGACCACCUUCAGAGCUUCAUCGAGACAAAUUUGGCAAAAAACAACUCGGCAUCCAUAUAUAUCAGUGGUCCUCCUGGGACGGGAAAAACUGCCCAGACCAUGUCGCUUUUGGAUUGGUACACAGAUAAUGCGAAAUCUCAAAGAGGGAGCAUCUACGACGUUCAGAUCGCUGGUAGAAUCUCGAGAGUCUCGGUGGUGAAGGUGAAUUGCAUGGCCGUGGCAAGACCAGAGGAUGUGUAUAGGAUCAUUCAUCGUGAAAUAUCGCAGUCUUCAAAGCGCCAGAAACUGGAUUCCGAGACUCUUAGCAAGGUGCUGGCAGACAAGUCUAUCUGUGACAUGAAUAUUGUCGUAUUGGACGAAUUGGACAAUUUGGUGAACAAAAACCAACAGGUUUUGUUUGAGCUUUUCACGUGGGCCUCAAAUCAUCAACAAGGAGGCCCUAAUCUCUUACUUAUUGGGAUUGCCAACGCCCUUGACCUGACUGAUAGGUUCUUACCUCGGUUGAAAAACAAUCAGAUCAAUCCUGAGGUUCUUGCAUUCAUGCCAUACACAGCUGAGCAAACUAAGGAGGUGAUAAUGAACAAGCUUCGCAUUCUCCAGAAAAUGACCGGUGGAGAUUUGGAUGCGAUUCCUUUGAUUCAGCCCGUUGCAAUCACCCUUUGCUCUAAAAAGGUAGCUUCCAACACGGGUGAUAUCAGGAAGGCAUUGGAUAUAAUCCACAGAUCGCUGGAUGUGAUCGAGGAAACCACCAGAUCGAAGGUGACGCAGUCAGAGUUUGAUUCUCUCACUCUGGAGUCUGCCCCCAAGGUCAAUAUUGGACUCGUUGCCAAGGUGUGCAAUUCGAUCUUCGGAGUAAACGUGGGAUCCACAAAGCUGAGCGGCUACAAUUUGCAGCACAAACUGGUUUUGUGUGCUCUGGCUAAUUACGAAUCGCAUCUUCUUGAAUCCAAGGGCAAAAUUACCACCGUUACAGGUAGCGGUGGAUCUCCAAGAAGGAAAAGACUGUCCUCCACUGUGAAUGGACUAUACGAGUUCUACACCAAACAUGUUAACACAGAUAAACUAAUGGGCACAUUGAAAAGGGGUGAGUUCAUUGAGAUUCUGAAUUCUUUGGAAUCAUCUGGUUCAGUAACCAUCGGCUCUGGCACACAAACUCUUGACUAUGGUCAAAGUCCAGUGUCAUGCUCCAUAUCAAGAAAAGAGCUCUUGGAGGCCGUUUCCGAUAACGCCCUUCUGCAAAAAGUCAUUACGAAAGACUAA
Molecule: messenger RNA, 1593 nt
Organism: Kuraishia capsulata CBS 1993
Lineage: Eukaryota; Fungi; Ascomycota; Pichiomycetes; Pichiales; Pichiaceae
Exons: 1
Coding region: 1-1593 (530 amino acids)
Biological process (GO): DNA replication initiation; mitotic DNA replication checkpoint signaling; cell division
Cellular component (GO): nucleus
Molecular function (GO): ATP hydrolysis activity; DNA replication origin binding
Source: RefSeq, a predicted model, not a curated record